GGCUGCUGCAUACACUUCUUUCUCUCUCUAGCAGGUACGUGCCUCUGUCUCUAUUGAUACCUCGUGAACUGUCACUGUGUGUGGAAUCUGACGGAACAAUGAAUGCGGCUGUUGGAGUUAGGUGUAGUGUGGUGGUUAAUCGCACCCUGUUUAGGGUUUUAAUUAUUCAAAAUUAGUUGAGCUUUCGUAUUUGCUACUAACUACUAAACCAGAGGUGCGGAGAGAGAAUUAUCUAGAGAGAGAGAGAGAGAGUGGAGGAUUCACAGUAAUUAAAGCUGAGAUAAAUUCAGUUCGCCGGCGGCGAGAUGAGCGCCUCCAGAUUUAUAAAGUGCGUUACUGUUGGCGACGGAGCUGUGGGUAAAACUUGCUUGCUCAUUUCCUACACCAGCAACACCUUUCCCACUGAUUACGUCCCCACAGUAUUUGACAAUUUUAGCGCCAAUGUCGUAGUUGAUGGAAGCACUGUGAAUCUAGGAUUAUGGGAUACUGCAGGCCAAGAGGAUUACAAUAGAUUGAGACCGUUGAGCUACCGUGGGGCUGACGUCUUUAUACUUUCAUUCUCUCUUAUUAGCAAGGCUAGUUAUGAGAAUGUGUCCAAGAAGUGGAUUCCUGAGCUAAGGCAUUAUGCUCCGGGAGUUCCGGUAAUUCUUGUGGGAACGAAGCUUGAUCUUCGAGAGGAUAAACAGUUCUUCGUAGACCACCCCGGAGCCGUACCCAUUACAAAUGCCCAGGGAGAGGACCUGAAGAAGUUGAUUGGGGCAUCUGCUUAUAUUGAAUGUAGUGCCAAGACACAACAGCAUAUCAAGGCUGUGUUCGAUGCUGCAAUUAAGGUUGUUCUACAGCCACCGAAGCAAAGGAGGAAAAAGAAGAGAAAAGGCCAAAACGCCUGCAGUAUACUGUAAGAAAAUCGAAAAUCCCAUUUAGAGGAGAGAAUCUUUUCGACUCUAUGUUAUUAUCAUGUAACUUCCGAUUCUAGUUCUACCCUUUGAGGACGCAAUAACCUAAGAAGCUAUAUUCUUGACUCACUGUACUCGGAAAGAAUCAUAUUUCUUGAAGCAUCAAAUAGUUGGUUGGCUA
Molecule: messenger RNA, 1077 nt
Organism: Erythranthe guttata (spotted monkey flower)
Lineage: Eukaryota; Viridiplantae; Streptophyta; Magnoliopsida; Lamiales; Phrymaceae
Product: rac-like GTP-binding protein 5
Biological process (GO): small GTPase-mediated signal transduction
Molecular function (GO): GTP binding; GTPase activity
Source: RefSeq, a predicted model, not a curated record